AUGAGGCAGGCUGUACAACAGAACAGUGCUGCGCAUGAGGAUGAUCAUCCAGAUAACCUCAUCACGUCGAGUGGCUCGACACCAUCAGGKAUCAUUACGCCGCAGCCUGAUCCGGCGGAUAAACGCUUGCCUUCUAUAAUCCACUAUUUCUCCCAGGUUGGUAACUCUGCUUUUCCACUGAGUUCUCUCAAAGCACGGUUAUCUAGUUCUUUCACUACAUCUGUUGCGAACGCUACUCCAGCUCCUGUGGAGUCAAAUGAGCAGUCCAAUGUUGAGACUAUGAAGCCCGAUGUGGAUGGUGUCUCUGAUGCUGUUUCUCCGUCGUCUGGUGCGAAUGCUACUGAAGGGCAACUGCAAAACCCAGAACAAACCGAGACUACAGAGACCUUUUCCAAACCCACAUCCCUCCCUACUCCCCCCUAUUCGUCUGCUUGUUCUUUAUCACAGAAGGACAUGGAGGAAAUGGAGAGCACGGCGCCUACCACCGAGAAAACUGCCGUCUCCAUUUAUUCUGCGCUGAAAGAUUACAUGUCGUCGACAACGUCAAAUAAUGUUUCCGAAUUACAUUCGUCACGGCGUCCCACAUGUGACCCAGUGUCCAGCGUCUCUGACGACCCAGUUCUUGCAUCUCAUUUCUCCAAUCCAUCCCUCCCUGACGCUUCAGAUCUUCCACCUCCACCGGCAGUCCCCCUGUUGGAGCAUGAGAAGCCCCACCACAUAUCCAAAUCUUCUGAGAACCUUGCCAAACUGACUGAGGGCAUGGCUAAUCCUUCACAUCUUAAGAAUACUCCGCCCUUGACACCACGAGCUAUGUCGCAAGAGAAUGGUAUGUCACAACCCAACGGCUCGACCCCGGUUCCGUCGAACUCGUCGAACCAGCGCCGAAGUCAUACCGAAACUCCGUCGGAGGUUUCCGAUGGUAAGUCGAGUGACAGCCGUUCAUCGUCGGAAGGCCCAGCAGUCGCGCCUUUGAAGGGCAAAUUGUCCGUCAAAAUCUCCCGCGCCAGAGGCUUACGCCCCAGCGCCGAUCCGUACGUUGUGUGCGUGUUUGAGUGGAACGAGUAUAUUUCGAAGGGUACCCAGAGCGGUGCACAGUCUCCUGAGGGCAAAAACAGCGGCAAGGACUAUCUCGACAACGACACAGGCCGACCAAUGGCCAUUCCCAUGAAGAGUCGCCAGAGCAGCCAUAACAGCCAGCUGGACAAUGUGGAUCUGAAAGGCAGAGCACCUGUUACGGAUCCGCAGUGGAACCACGAGGCAGUAUUUGAUGUGAUGGGCGAACAAUCCGAGAUUGAUGUUUCGGUUUAUGAUCGCUACAACCAAGAAGCGUUCUUGGGGCAUGUACGAAUGAGCCUCAACCUUAGAGAGGAACGCUCUAGCCUAGAGGGCUGGUUUCCUCUGGCAGCUCGAGGUCAAGGGGACUUUCAAGUCUCCGGAGAGAUUCAUUUGGAGAUGCAUUUUGAGAGGACUGAGAAGAAACAGGUCGGACCAAAUGAUUUCCAGAUCUUGAAGCUCAUUGGAAAAGGCACGUUCGGUCAAGUCUAUCAGGUCAAGAAGAAAGAUACUCAGCGAAUCUACGCCAUGAAAGUUUUGUCCAAGAAAGUCAUUAUACAGAAGAAGGAGGUCGCGCACACGUUAGGCGAGCGAAACAUUCUUGUCCGAACGGCCAUGGCAGCCUCGCCUUUCAUUGUUGGCCUCAAAUUCUCCUUCCAGACCCCCACUGAUCUUUAUUUGGUUACCGAUUACAUGUCCGGAGGUGAGCUUUUCUGGCAUCUGCAAAAGGAAGGCCGAUUCCAGGAAGCGCGAGCCAAGUUUUACAUUGCGGAGUUAAUCCUUGCCUUGCAACACUUACACGACCACGAUAUCGUGUAUCGUGAUUUGAAGCCGGAGAACAUUCUACUGGACGCUAAUGGCCACAUUGCGCUUUGCGAUUUUGGUCUAUCCAAAGCGAACCUCACCAAGAAUGAUACGACAAACACGUUCUGCGGUACUACUGAAUAUCUGGCACCGGAAGUGCUGUUGGACGAGCAAGGCUACACCAAGAUGGUGGAUUUCUGGUCUUUGGGCGUGCUUGUAUUUGAAAUGUGUUGUGGCUGGAGCCCUUUCUACGCGGAAGACACACAGCAGAUGUACAAGAAUAUUGCGUUUGGCAAGGUCCGGUUUCCACGAGAUGCAUUGAGCACAGAGGGACGUAACUUUGUCAAGGGAUUGCUUAAUCGCAACCCCAAGCAUCGUUUGGGAGCCAAGGACGAUGCUAAGGAGUUGAUUGCUCAUCCUUUCUUUCACGAUAUUGACUGGGAGGCGUUAGGUCGGAAAGAGGUCAUUCCUCCCUUCAAGCCGAAGCUCAAAUCAGAGUCGGACACUUCCAACUUUGACCCCGAAUUCACCACUGCUUUGGACCACUCUACUUCGUUGAACGACCGUGCUGCUGCACUAGCCAAUGGCCUAAUGCCUGGCUCGACCCCCCUCUCACCUGGCAUGCAAGCUAAUUUCAAGGGCUUCACAUUUGUGAACGAAAGCUCUAUGGACCAUCACCUCAAGGACAACAGCGCAGACCGCAUGGACGAAGAUACGAAAGAAGACGAGUCGUGGCAUCGCCAUCAACGAUCGGUCGAUUCGACGGAUCGGCGUAUGAGCGGUGUUGUCAAGACGGGAGAAGAAGGCGGUGUCUUUAACAAUUUUGACAUUUAG
Talaromyces amestolkiae is the source of this 2691-nucleotide messenger RNA. RefSeq lists its product as uncharacterized. Gene Ontology annotation, molecular function: protein serine/threonine kinase activity; ATP binding. Gene Ontology annotation, biological process: protein phosphorylation. The record is from RefSeq and is a predicted model, not a curated record. The transcript has 3 exons. The coding region runs from base 1 to 2691 and encodes 896 amino acids. Lineage: Eukaryota; Fungi; Ascomycota; Eurotiomycetes; Eurotiales; Trichocomaceae.